Molecule: messenger RNA, 5228 nt
Organism: Labrus bergylta (ballan wrasse)
Lineage: Eukaryota; Metazoa; Chordata; Actinopteri; Labriformes; Labridae
Product: TGF-beta receptor type-2
Biological process (GO): protein phosphorylation; transforming growth factor beta receptor signaling pathway; cellular response to growth factor stimulus
Cellular component (GO): plasma membrane; signaling receptor complex
Molecular function (GO): transforming growth factor beta binding; type I transforming growth factor beta receptor binding; activin binding
Source: RefSeq, a predicted model, not a curated record
GAGCCACAUGAGCACGACUGAGAAGGAGAAGAAGAAGAGAGAAAAAAAAAACUGUCCAACCCCUCAGAAGAUUUCCUGUUUCAGGAAAAGUACACACAUACUGUGAGUCAUAUAGGGCAAGUCCUGCCUGGUGUGUUUACUCUGCUCCUUCUUACUCGGAGCUGUGAGGGAGUUCAGAGGAGCAACAGGCGGGCACAAGAAGUCUGGAUGUCUACUCCUUUAAACCUAUUCGUUUAAUUCAUGAGAGAGAAAGGAGCAUACAGUCCGUUUCGAAAUGGAUCUACUUCGGUUUUCCGCUUUCUGGUGUGGAAUGAUACUCUUUGCUAGUCUUCUGCUGGAGGAAACGGAAUCCAGUAUCAUGAAGGUGAGAAGGCUGUGCAAGUUCUGUGACGUGCGGGAAACCGACUGCACGGGCAAAGGGAGGUGCGAGGUGGGCUGUGGCAUCACAUCCAUUUGCCCUAAUGAUGAAGAUGUGUGUGUCAGUAUCUGGAGGAAGAAGGAUGACAACGUCACCUUUGAUACGGUCUGCCACAGCCCGUCACAGAAGCUGUACGGCCUGGUCCUGGAGGAUUACAACAACAGCAAGUGUGAGAUGAAAGAAAGAAAGGGCAUGGGCUCACAGUUCUUUAUCUGCUCCUGCUCCGAGGACGAGUGCAAUGAACACAUCUUCUUUUACUCCCUUCCUUCAGAUAAGGAGUCUCAGGUGGUGGCGGUCAUCUUGGUGAGCCUGGUGCCUCUGCUGGUCAUGGCUGUCUUUGUCAUCACCUCCUUCUAUUGCUACCGGGUCUACCGCCAGAGGCAGGCCAGCUCCAGACGUAAGAAGGGUCUGGACUUCAGCGACGCUCACGCCAUCAUGAUAGACGACGAAGGCUCUGACAGCAGCUCCACGCUCGCCAACAACCUCAACCACAACACCGAGCUGCUGCCUAUCGAACUGGACGUCCAGGUCGGGAAAGGACGCUUUGCAGAGGUUUACAAAGCCAAGCUGAAGCAGGGCUCCUCUGUGAGCGAGGAGCAGCGUUUCGAGACGGUGGCUGUUAAGAUCUUCCAGUACGAGGAGUACGCGUCCUGGAAGAACGAGAAGGACAUUUUCUCCGACGCCGAUUUGAGGCACGAGAAUGUGCUUCACUUCCUGACGGCAGAGGAGAGGAAGGUGCAAAGACAGUACUGGUUGAUCACAGCAUACCAGCCGAGAGGGAACCUCCAGGAAUACUUGAUCCACCAUAUUGUCAGCUGGCACGACCUGUGGCAGCUGGGGGCAUCGCUAGCACAAGGUGUGGCGCACAUCCACAGCGACCUCACGCCCUGCGGGCGCUACAAGGUGCCAAUUGCUCACAGGGACAUCAAGAGCUCCAACAUACUGGUGAAGAGCGACCUGACCUGCUGCCUGUGUGACUUUGGCCUCGCCCUCCGCCUGGACAACACUCUGUCUGUGGAUGAGUUAGCCGACAGUGGACAGGUGGGAACAGCCCGAUACAUGGCUCCAGAGGUGUUGGAGUCCAGAAUCAACCUUGAAAACAUCGAGUGUUUCAAACAGGCGGAUGUUUACUCGAUGGCUCUCGUGCUGUGGGAGAUCAUCUCCAGGUGUAGCGCAAUAGGAGAGGUGAAAGAGUACAUGCCACCCUUUGGGAACCUCAGGGAACACCCGUGUGUGGAGAGCAUGAAGGACAGCGUUCUGCGAGACAGAGGACGACCUGAGAUCCCCGACAGCUGGAUCAACCACACAGGCAUCCAGAUAGUGUGCGCCUCCAUAGACGAGUGCUGGGACCACGACCCAGAGGCCCGUCUCACAGCCCAGUGUGUCGCCGAGCGCUUCAACGACAUGGAGUAUCUGGACAAGCUGUCGGAUCGCUCCGACUCAGAGGAGAAGAUCCCUGAAGAAAUCAUUGUGGUGGAUGAGAAGUAGAGCUUUACAGAGACAUUACAACCAAGUAGCUGGGAAAGGACGCACGUCCAGUGGUCGCAUUGCUUUUGCAUCUGGUUCGUCUGAGAUGUUUUUAAAAGAAGAUGAAACUGGAAAAUCUGAGAUGAAACAGGACUGAGGGCAGAUAUGGACUAACCAGGAUCAACCUGGAUAUGAACUGACUUCGACUGGAUCCUACCAUAACCAAACUUCUAUUGCACUUUACCAACAGCUAUGCACAACAAAUUAUAUAUAUGAAUAGUAAGAACCUUUUUUUAAAUCUUUAAUCUAAGUACUUUUCAGGUAAAGGAAAUAAAGGGACUCUGUAAAGGGAGACAUGCACAUUUUAAAGACGCUAAAGAACACUAAUAACCCUUUGACAGAUUUUAGGACUGGAUACUUUUAUGUCUAUGUGUAUUUCCUUGGUGGCAUUAUAAGUUCUUGUGGCAUGAAAUGGAAAGUAUCCACAACAAAGAAAUAGAAAACCUAUCCAUGGCAGGAACCUGCAGGGAAAGCUGAUAUCAGAUCUCAAGGGCUAUGAAUUGUGAAGUAAAGACAGAAAAACCAGCCUGAAAGGAAAAGUGAACAGAGAUAUAUUCAUGUGUGUGUGUGUGUGUGUGUGUGUGUGUAUGUGUGUGUGUGUGUGUGUGUGUGUGUGUGUGUGUGUGUGUGUGUGUGUGUGUGUGUGCGUGUGCGUGUGCGUGUGCGUGUGUGUUAAAGAAAGCUGAUCCAAAUCUUUUUGUCUGUUAAAUCAGACAAUAAGAGGAAUACAUUAGUGUAUAUUUGAAUUUAAACUGGAAGCUGCAGCCCGCUGCCUACAGUGUAUAAUGCUACAAGCUAAACUUCUUUGUUACAGAAAAAGGAAAUUCUGAUCCAGUGAUCAGAAAAAAAGAUUCAUAUCAUUUUUGUACAAAAGUGUAAAGCCAUAAUUAAAGUAUUACAGUGUACUGUUUAAAUUUGUGGGGUUUUUCAUUGUAUUCUACUGCUUUAAACUGUUUAUUCUCUGCAGAGUGUAUGUGGCAUGAACAGUAGUGACUGUUGACUUUACAUUGUGACCUACUUUCCCAUAACAAUCUGAACUACUUAACAGCUCUGAGCUAUAUAAUUUCAUCUACUCCAACUGUAACAGCUCAAAGAUCCACAUUACUCUCUGUUAUCCCACAAAAAUACUGAACAUAAAGCUUAGUCAUCAUUUUGAUAUUUUUUAAAAUGGAGUCUAAUGAACUGCCUGCAUGGGACGUCAGUUAGCCUAGCUAUUAGGUCUGUCGCCAUGUGUGGAGACUAUUGUCCUCAAAGUGGCCGGCCUGGGUUCAAGUCUGACCCGCAGCUCAUUUACCACCAAGUGGCAACCUCGUGUAUUGAAAAAUGAAGCCAAUGCGGAAGUGCAAACAAACUGCAGUUCCUCAAAUGUCCACUUGAGGCUGACUGCAAAAGCUGUUCACACCCAAUCAGGAAAGCUCAUUUCUACAUCAGAGAUAAACAUGUUCACAGCCUCCAUGUGUUAAAUCUGAAGUACAAUAUCAAAGCACAAGCAUCUCUGUAAAACAGUGAGUGACAUGUACAGAUUAAAAUAUCAGGUUUGUUCAUAUUGAUCCAUCAGUGUGUAGUCUGAAAGAUUCUGUAAUACUGUUUACAUAUGGAGUGAAUUAAAACAGGAUUUUAGAGAUCAAUGGAAUGACUUAAUGGAGUCUGUGUAUGAAAUGUCCACAUUUUAAUACACCUUGUGCAUUGAAAGUACUGUAUGAUAUUAGUCUUGAAAUAGUAGUCUAAUAAAUUACAGGAUGAAUCCCCCCCGCACGAUGACAAGCUUCACAGAAUUAUGAUCAAGGUUGCGGAGCAGGGAGUUGAUGUUCCACUUCUGGCACACUGUGAAGCAAACUUAAAUCAUGUCUACACAAGUAAAGCAUGCAUGCCUAUAAAACAUUUUUCUAGCAUGUAAACCUGUAUAUUCCAUUAUGCAUACUAUAUGCACAGUGCAUGUUGGCACGAUCACUCAUCCCUGCACUGGAAAUGUGUUUCAGUAUGGGGACGCAAAGAUGCUUCAAAAUGUAGCUGUUGUUUUAGGUGUUGUCUUUCAGUGGUGGUAGUGUCGUUGAUUGACAGAUGAAUACUUUGACAUUGACAGUGUGUGUGUGUGUGUGUGUGUGUGUGUGUGUGUGUGUGUGUGUGUGUGUGUGUGUGUGUGUGUGUGUGGUGUGUGUGUGUGGUAAGAGGCUCAUAAAGCAGGGGGAAACAGUGUUUGGCUGUGAGUGUGAAUACAGACAGAAUAUGAUGCUGGCAGACCUUUCAUCCUGAGCCCACAGCUGACUCACACUGAAAAAUGUUUGUAUGUUUGUGGCUCUCUGCCUUCCUGUCUUUGACACUUUUUUGCCUGUUUCUCUGCCAGUCUGUGUGUCUGUUUGUUGAAGGCAGCGGCAGCUUUUUUUCAAUCUGUUUUGCAAUGCAGCUCAGAAAAAGACUUUACAAGAAAGUAGAGCUAUAAAAUCAGCAGGCAGAGAUUUGAACAAUGAAAUAUUUGUACUGUAGAGGUCUGUGUGCUUUGUGUGGUAAUGCAGCAUGUCUAUGUAUCUGUGAUACCCUGAAGCAUCGCAUGCUAUAAGAGAAUUUCUUCUACAUCAAGAUUGCGUCUUAUUAAUUCAGAGAGCAUCAAUGUUUAAAAUGCACGAAGUGUUAAACAAAAGCAUUUGGGAACAGUUGGAAAGUGAUUUAUCAACUACAACAGGCUGCCUUGUCAUCUCACGGGGAGACUUCCAUUGCCCUUCCCACAGCUUACAUGCUCUAUUUACAUAAACUAUGCCAAGGGCCCGCUUGGUGUGGGCAGCACUACAGACAGUGCUGCAGGAUAUUUAAGCUGAUGAUAAAUUAUUUUUAUGUUUUGUAUUGUGAAUGUAUUACCACAGGGAGUAACACAAGUCACAUGUUUCACAAUGAAAUAAUUGGAUGUUAAUUUCCUGAAAAGCAGAAAAAGAAGUUAAGGAGAUUCAUGUUGAAGAAAACGAUUUCUCUAAAAGCCUCCAGGAGACAACACAGUUAUUCUUUAUAUAAUGGAUGGAAACAGUUCAUCGCAGGACUCGGAGACAAUAGAGUGACUUGAGAGAGGGGGGCUGCAUAGUUAGUUACAUUUUGUUUAACAGGGUGUGACAAAUGUAAAUGAAUUACGUGUGAAUGAUGUAGGACACAGAGUCAGUAAACAAUAAUCCUGUUAUUCUUAAUCCUGUCUGCAUGCCAGUUUUCCUCGCAAAUGGAUUCAGUCAACUUUGAAUUUAGGGAAUUGUAGUCACAACAAAGAGAACAAAUAAAUCAAAUUAUGUGAUGCGUCUUUAAA